AUGGAAGAGCAGGCUGACUGCGCCACCAAGGGAGUCCUUCCAUCACUGUCCACCGCCGCCUCCCAUGCAUUCACUGCUCUUUGUGUAUAUAGCCUGCAUUCUCUGGCCAUCACUUCCUCUCCUUCCAUGUAUCUUUUUUUCAUCUUUUUUCAUCUUUUUUAUCCUUUUAUACCUUUUUAUAUCCCUUUCUUCGUCUUUUUUGUCUUUUUUGCCUUUUUUUUUAGCUUCUUCAGCGUCAUGCAAAAAAACAAGCAAAAAGAAACGAAACGACGACGACGACGACGAAGAAGAAAGAAGAAGAAGAAGAAUAAAGACGAAGAAGACGAAGACAAAAGAGACUCGCAUCGACAGGCGCCGGAAGAAACACCACUGACUGACUGA
Messenger RNA from Trichophyton verrucosum HKI 0517, 381 nucleotides. RefSeq lists its product as uncharacterized. NCBI's taxonomy places the organism in Eukaryota, Fungi, Ascomycota, Eurotiomycetes, Onygenales, Arthrodermataceae. Bases 1 to 381 code for a protein of 126 amino acids. The record is from RefSeq and is a predicted model, not a curated record. The transcript is spliced from 2 exons.